Molecule: messenger RNA, 1597 nt
Organism: Phyllotreta striolata
Lineage: Eukaryota; Metazoa; Arthropoda; Insecta; Coleoptera; Chrysomelidae
Source: the annotation of a GenBank genome assembly
GCUAAAUAUGUUCAAAAAACACCGUUCGAAAUCGUCGAAGGCGAUCGCAAACAGCGAGAGUCACCAGAUGGAACCGCCUUCUGCCCCCACAGCGCCACCCGUAUCACCAGUUUCGAAGAACUCCCUGCAAUUUUAUUGCCAAUUAGCCCACGGAAGUCCCACUACAUUCGUGUCGAACUUCAAAAACAUCAAAGAACUGUACGAACGCAUCGGCGAGAGCUUCAACAUACCCGCAUCCGAAAUCCUCUACUGCACCCUAAACUCCUACAAAAUCGACAUGAACAAACUGCUCGGAGGCCAAAUAGGCCUGGAAGACUUCAUCUUCGCCCAUUGCAAAGGCCGCCCGAAGGAGGUGGAACUGACCAAAUCGCAAAACGCCUUGGGGCUCACCAUCACCGACAACGGCGCCGGCUACGCUUUCAUCAAACGAAUCAAAGAAGACUCCAUCAUCCAUCACAUACCACACAUUCAAGUAGGCGACCACAUCGAGAAAUUAGACGGCGUCAGCAUGGUGGGCAAGCGCCACUUCGAAGUGGCCAACGCGCUGAAGAACAUCCCCGUAGACACGACGUUCACCAUAAGAGUGGUGGAGCCGCUGAAGAGCGGCUUCAGCGAGCUGACGCCGAAGCCGAGCAGAGGCGCGGGGAGCAAGAAGGGCUACGGCAGCGGCAGGGAGACGCUCAGGUUCAAGGCGGACGGGAACGCGGAGGUGCAGGAGCAGGACGACGCCAUGGAGGUCGGGGUCGAGAAGAUCAACGGGAUAUUGGAGUCGUUCAUGGGGAUCAACGAUUCGGAGCUGGCGUCGCAGAUAUGGGACCUUUCGGUCGAUAAGAAGAACUCGAUGGACUUUGCCGAGGCGGUGGACGAAUCGGAGUUGGCUGUGUUCGAAUUCACCGAUGAGUUGAUUAUAGAAAUUUGGGGGGUGAUUACGGACGUGCGAGAUAACAGACUGUAGAUUAACUUUUUAUCGGAUUUAUCGGAUUUAUAAGACGAUCGCGAUGUAUGGAGUAAUUUAAUUCGUAAUCUAAUCUACUUUGAAUUUACUACAAUACGACGGUUUAUCCUUGAAUUCGACUGUAUCCGUAUGGGAGAAAAUUUGAUAUACAAGUCACUUGUUACAAUAAAAAAACGAUAAAAGAACUUCACGCGCCAGAUAUAGGAUAUACGAGGGUAUAAUGUGAUAUUUAUUCAAGUAGAUGGUAUGAAAUGUAAAUUCUCUUAUAAUCUACUGAAAGCAAUUGAAAUUCAAAGUUGUUUUUGCUGUUAACCUGAGGAAUGCAAAUCCAUAAAGUAAGAAGCGCAAAUUGACAGCAGGAAAUGACAGUGUUAUUAUAAAAUCUUUUAUUUGUCUUAUAGGUGCUUCAUAUAUUUGUUAUUUAAUGUUUCUGUCGAUUUUGAUAAUAAUUAUUUUAAAUAACAUAUCGAUGAAAGUCUACAAUUUAUUAUUUAUUUCAUUAUAAUUUUAAAAGAAACUUUUAUUGUUAGAGUUAAUAUGGAUUUCCUAAUGGUCUAUCUACCACCCUCAAAUUGUAAUUUCCACAUUUACUGCCAACAUAGCGCAUAAUAAUUACAAUAAUUGAAUAUUUUUAUAAUAAUC